AUGAUCCUCAGAUCAUAUGAUCAUACCGAUACAACUGAGCUAUUCAAUACAACCGGCAUUCCCAUCGCUGAAAUCGAGAGUGUUUGGAAUGAGACCACCAAAUUCCACGAAUAUGACUUUGAAUUCUCAUUCAAUUAUGGGAUAAGGUACGAAAUAUCAACUGGAUUGAGGAAUCAGGAUCCCAACGACACGGAGAGUCAUCAUUGUGUUGGGUUGUACAGCAAAGAGAAGCCGAAAAUACGGAUUGCCGCGUGUGUUAUACGGGAAAAUGAGGAGGCAUAUCGAGUUUAUACGUUUGGAAAUUUACGUAAGCAGUCCUUCUUGAAUAGAUGUUUCUAAAACAGAGAUUUUAAGGCUCAAAAUUAGAGUGGGGGACCUGAUUCAUUGGCCAAAGACGUACCAUUUUGCAUCCGGGAAGUAUCAAAAAUGUGGCAAAAUACCUCCCUCUCCAAGUGAAAAAACUCCGAUUUCAAAAGCGCGCCCGCUCUUUUUAUGAGGGGAAGGCGCGCCCUUCAAAACGAAGUUUUUUCACUUGGAGAGGGAAGCAUUUUGCCACAUUUUUGAUACUUCCCGGAUGCAAAAUGGUACGUCUUUUGCCAAUGGAUCAGGUCCUCUACUGUAGUAAGAAAUAGUUUUCCGUCCAGCCGUCUUUUCACUUCACGUGCUAUCUCUAAAAAAUACCGCCGAAAAAGGCGUCGCGACUUGCGAGUAACCACUUUGCGGGCAACCAACAUUAGUCGAUUAGAAUUACGACCAGAGAUUGCCACGGUCAAAAUGUUGGCUCCGGCUCCGGCUCUUAGCUCCCAGAGCCGGAGCCGAAGCCAAAUUUGCAGCUCCGGCUCCGGCUCUUGGCUCCGUGCAAAAUUUAGAAAAGCCUCCGGCUCCGAAUCUCGGCUCCUAUGCAAAAUGUGUUUUAAAAUUAUUUUUCCAAAAAUAAAAGUUAUUAGUGCCAGAAAUCAUAGAGCCAACGUUUUUGCAGUCAAGUCACAUCCUCCGCAGUGUUUUUUAAAACAAUUUGGUUUAACAAGAUCGCGAAAUUUUUACUUUUCUGACCGCUGGGAAGCCUGGCUCCGACUUUGAGCUCGGGAGCCGGAGCCUACCCCAAAAUUUCCGGCUCCGGCUCUGGCUCUCGGCUCGGAGCCGGAGCCGCUCAGAGCCGGAGCCAAGAGCCGGCUCCGGAGCCGUGGCAAUCUCUGAUUACGACUUUUCUAUCGUAAUCUACGUAGUAUGAUAGAAAUUUUUCAUUAGUAACUACCCGAUACAGAUAAGUAAACAAAAUUCGGGAAUCUGUCGAAUUCAUCCGCCGCUUUCAAAGUUUUGGGAGUUUGUUUUCAAAAAACAGUUUCUGCACCUUUAAAAAUGCUUGGUUAACCUUAUGGAAACUAUUCAAGCCAUUUAUACACUCGUAAACUUAAUUCGCAACAUCAACUGCCAAAGCCAUCGUUAUAAUUUCCUGUUGUAAGCAAAUGUUGGCUGAUUUCCAAACAUCCCCCGUAGAGUCUCCGUGGUCCUUUUAACUUCCCGAAAAACGGUUGCGUCUGGGGCCGGCCCAAAAAAAUUAUGAAAAUCGAAGACUCACACUUUUACACUACCACUUUUCUCUUUUCAGAUGAGACUUCAUACUACUACAAGUUCGACCAUCAACCCAAUCUCACCACAUUUUCAAUACACGGCUCGGUCCUAGCAAUGACAAUUGAUGGACUAGUUCUUCGAAUACCCCAGGCGGCACUUUUUAAGUUUGAAACAAAGUUGAAAAGCUCACGAAGUUACAAGCUAAUUUUCACGACAGAUAAUCAAAACCUCACAAGCGGCACCCUUUGGCAUACAUUUCGAAAUGUAAGUAAAAAUAAUGAUGACUAUCACAAAAGACGUCAAAGUAAACGUUUUUUCGACUAAAUUUCUCUUUUGCCUACAGUUUUCCGGAGGCAAUUUUAAUCGAAAUUGAAGGUUCAUAUCUCAAAUUUGGAUAGAAGAUAAAAACUUUGGGUAUUUCUAAUCUCUCAAGCGAAUAUUUUUUCUGAUGAAUAGAAAAACAUGACUUUAUUUUCAGAAAACAUUUAUCUACCCUGCUAAUCCGUUCCCAGUUACUGAUGACGGAAAGGACUCGUUAAGCAAGAGGUUUCGUGUGAUAGAAGAAGAAGAAUCGCGCGCAGCUGUAACGCUCUUCAGGAAGAUCAGGAUUUUCGUUGUGACUUUGUAAGCAUCUUCUUUAUUCCGUCUUCUUCUUGAAAUUACCCGACGUAGGAGAUCUCAUAGAAUUUUUUGUUACAUUUUGCCUAUCUGGAUGUAAACAUCCGUUACAAAACCUCGCCCAUCGUGGCAAACGCCCAAGAAGGUAUACAUCCAGCCACCCCCUUCCUGAAGCACUUGCAAGGUGGAGAGUUUGUAACAGAAACGAAAAACUCACUGAAUUACAAAAGUCCUCACGACACUUUCAGCUGGGGAGACGCAAUUUCUCUAACGUUUAGCGGUCUCUUUUUUCCAAGCAUCUUUUUUUAAAACACAACUGAUUUUGGGCGCAAAGAAAAGUUCUUUCUGAGCUGCGCCCGAGUUUAAAUUUCAAGUUAUUUUUUUUGGCUAGCUGAAUUUUUUAUUUUUUUAGAUCGAGGCGUGGUCAAGGGUACUUUCAAGGGUUUCCAAUAUUUUUAUUCAAAAAUUUUUCUUAUUUUCUUUUGAGGUUCAUGGCCAUUCACAGGGAACUCAAAAUCACUUAUAAAAACUUUUAUUUACUUAUAAAAACUUCAAGUUUUUAUAAGUAAAUAAAAGUUCUUAUAAGUGAUUUUCAAAUCACUUAUAGGUAAUUUUUAUUUUCGGCGCCCGGGAAAUUCACUUAUAGGUAAUUAUAAAUACUUAUAGGUAACAGAAAAUUAUGCACAGUGCAGGAUAGAUAAAAAUUUAUUCAAACAAAGUAAAAAACAACUUGACUCUGAUAUAUUACCGGUUACACAUGUGGUUAGCGCAUCUUCUGUGUCCUGACGGGGCUAACUUGCUUCUGUGCGGAUUUUCUAUGGGUACUCUGCGGCUAGAUGCACUGAAAAUAGUCAAAGAUAAAGAAAAAGUAAAUAAAAUUGUCGGAGAUAGUUUAUUAUGAGCUGUCCUUGAACUCAUUUUUUUUUUUGCUUUCCCAUCCCAAAAAUUAGUUUGAGGAUCAGAAAUUUGGCAAUGAGAUUUUGAGACAUCAAGUUUUUUAUGUUGUACUAGGUCUAGGUGAAUAUUAUCGACAUACCUGAGGCAUCCGAGAGUCAUUUUUUCCAGACAUUGUGUACACGUUGUCCAUUUACUUCCUCCACGAACAUUUUGUGAUUAUCUGAAAUAGUGGGUUCACCUGGACCUAGUACAAUGUAAGAAAACUAUGUCUUGAAAAGUUUCUGGCCUUCUGAAAUGUGGAAGCAGUUUAAAACACCUACCAAAAUCGAGGAAAGAGUUCUCCAUCCAAAUUCUUGAUUGAUCAUGCUUGUUCCUAGAUCUUCCCAGGCUGUCUGCUCUUCCAUUUUGACUUGUUUCCUAAUCGGGAAGUUUCUUAUGUUCCGGAUUUUUCAUCUACCCACUGUUUACAGUCCUGUAAAAUAAAAUAACUCACUAGAAACACCUUACCUUGUUCCAUCCAACGUUUAAAUACCCUCUUUGACCAGUACUGCUACGAAAAACUUAGAAUUUCUAAGUCUCGCCCAUGCGUUCAAAAAGCCAAAAGCGUCUUUGGCGCUCAACUGUUUUCUUUUCGGAGUCCUUAUUGGUAAUUAUAAGUAAAUAUAAUUUCUUAUAAGUAAAUCAAAAUAGGCUCCGCCUUUUUUUAACUUAUAAGUGAAUUUUUGGGAAAUAUUUUUACCUAUAAGUAAAUAAAAGUUUUUAUAAGUAAAUCCGAAUCCCCUGUGUUAUACAACUUACACCUUUUUUUAGCAUAGUCUCCGCUUUUGUCAUUGCAAUUCUCGUCUGCGUCCUCCUAUCUUGUGUUAUCCAUGAUUUGCGCCGCAAUAAACGACAUGUAAAACGCAAUUUCAAGAUGGAAGGCCAAUUGAGAGACCUGAAUAACCUGGCAACCGGCCGGAUCGAGAUUCGGCAUUUUAAAGACGUCGAAGUUCAAGAAGCCAUUCAGAAGUUCAGACAGAACAUCCAGAACAAAACUCUCCGAUUUUACAUUGUUGAAGGAAAUAAAAAUGAAGUUUGA
Messenger RNA from Bursaphelenchus xylophilus (pine wood nematode), 4165 nucleotides. The record is from the annotation of a GenBank genome assembly. Lineage: Eukaryota; Metazoa; Nematoda; Chromadorea; Rhabditida; Aphelenchoididae.